This is a messenger RNA of Pimephales promelas (fathead minnow), 1652 nucleotides long. RefSeq names its product solute carrier family 25 member 17-like (gene slc25a17l). Gene Ontology annotation, cellular component: mitochondrial inner membrane; peroxisomal membrane. Gene Ontology annotation, molecular function: FMN transmembrane transporter activity; ATP:ADP antiporter activity; AMP transmembrane transporter activity. NCBI's taxonomy places the organism in Eukaryota, Metazoa, Chordata, Actinopteri, Cypriniformes, Leuciscidae. The record is from RefSeq and is a predicted model, not a curated record. Gene Ontology annotation, biological process: mitochondrial ADP transmembrane transport; mitochondrial ATP transmembrane transport.
AUAAAGCCAAGACGCUGCAGUCAGUUGUUUAGGACUGAAGAGAGAGUAAAAGCGAGAUGUCAGACAGCGGCAGAUCAGUCGCCCUGCUGUCAUAUGAGACACUUGUGCAUGCGGUGGCAGGCGCAAUGGGCAGUGUGACAGCAAUGACAGUGUUUUUCCCUCUGGACACAGCCAGGAUCAGACUUCAGGUGGAUGAGAACCGGAAGUCCCAGUCCACCCCCAUUAUCCUGGCUGAGAUUGCGAAGGAGGAAGGCAUAUUGUCUCUGUAUCGAGGCUGGUUUCCGGUCAUUUCUAGCCUGUGCUGCUCUAACUUUGUCUACUUCUACACAUUCAACACCCUGAAGAGAGCGAUGGUCUCAGACCGGCCCAAGCCUGCCACAGAUUUGCUCAUGGGCUUCAUAUCAGGCGCUGUUAAUGUUCUCCUGACGACUCCCAUGUGGGUGGUGAACACACGGCUGAAGCUGCAGGGGGCAAAGUUCAGGAACGAAGAGCUCCAUCAGACACACUAUAAGGGCAUAUUUGACGCCUUCUCCCAGAUUAUAUCCAGCGAGGGAGUGGGAGCGCUGUGGAACGGGACGCUGCCGUCUCUCGUGCUGGUGUUCAACCCCGCCGUGCAGUUCAUGUUCUACGAGGCUAUGAAACGAAGAGCGGGACGUGGAGGCAGGAAGAUUUCAUCCCUUGAGAUCUUUCUCAUCGGUGCCGUCGCCAAAGCUGUCGCAACAUCUGCAACGUAUCCCCUGCAAACGGUUCAGGCCAUUCUGAGGUUUGGCCAGUAUAAAUCAGAUGGUAAAGGUGGUCUAGUGGGCAGCCUGAGGAACGUGGUGUCUUUGCUCAUGGACCGGAUCAGGAGGCACGGGCCGCUGGGCUUGUAUAAAGGCCUGGAGGCGAAGCUUCUGCAGACGGUGCUGACGGCGGCCCUCAUGUUCGUGGUGUACGAGAAGAUCACCGCUGCCACCUUCAAACUCAUGGGCCUUCAGAGGAAACUCAAGCACUGAGACACCGGAGCCUUCAGUCAUGACUACCUCUCUAACACACACACACACACCCUCAGGAGGACCUCCACAUAUCCCAUCAGCCACUGCUCCACUAGCAUGCUUCAGUCCCGCCUUAACACAGGUCAGUUUAAAGCAAGAAAAGAGGCUUUGGUUUUUAACAUGUUGCUUAAAAAAAACAAGUUUACAUGAUCAAGUUUAUUUGAUCAGAAUCUUAGAGAAGAUGAGAGGUUUACUGAUUCUUUUAAAACGUCUUAACCCAAAGCAAAUCCGGAGUGUUUCUGAAUUUAAAGGUGAUGGUCAAGAGCAAAAUUAUUUCCUUUUAGUCAUUUACUCACUCUGAUGUCAUUUCAAAUCAGUGCUAAAACCAAGGACCCUUUGCACAUCUCCGGGACUCUCAGAAGUGGAUCGUUAUAGUGGAUGGCGGCGGCAAAUAUACAUUUUUAUUCACAUUUGCCUGUUAUAGAUGUUGAGAUGUAAGAUGUCGAAUUUGCCGUUGUGUUUUGAACACCCGCACAGUGGAGUUAAUUUAGUUUUUGUCAUUAACAGCCAAUGUAUUAUAACUAAUACCUUAAAGGGGUCAGGAACUGGCUUUUUAAAUUGUAUUAUAUUGUUGUCUGAGGUCAACUUAUGACGUUCGCUUGGUUUUUAGAUUCAAAA